Lachnellula hyalina is the source of this 966-nucleotide messenger RNA. It is a transcript of the gene tif211, whose product is annotated as Eukaryotic translation initiation factor subunit alpha. Bases 1 to 966 code for a protein of 321 amino acids. Lineage: Eukaryota; Fungi; Ascomycota; Leotiomycetes; Helotiales; Lachnaceae. Gene Ontology annotation, cellular component: eukaryotic translation initiation factor 2B complex; eukaryotic translation initiation factor 2 complex; multi-eIF complex. Gene Ontology annotation, molecular function: RNA binding; translation initiation factor activity; ribosome binding. The transcript has 4 exons. The record is from RefSeq and is a predicted model, not a curated record.
AUGUCUUUGACGAACUGCCGCUUCUACGAGGAGAAGUUUCCUGAAAUUGAUAGCUUCGUGAUGGUGAAUGUCAAGCAGAUUGCCGAAAUGGGAGCGUACGUCAAAUUGCUCGAAUACGAUAACAUCGAUGGCAUGAUUCUACUCUCCGAACUGUCGAGACGUCGUAUUCGUAGUAUCCAAAAGCUCAUUCGAGUUGGGCGAAAUGAAGUUGUGGUGGUUCUGAGGGUUGACAAGGAGAAGGGUAAGGCUGGCCUACGAAUUGCUGCGGGGUAUUGGACGCUGACAGGAUGGGCAUUCAGAGUGUCACCAGAAGAUAUUGUCAAGUGCGAGGAACGUUACAACAAGGGCAAGAUGGUACAUUCGAUCAUGCGACAUGUUUCCGAAAAGACCAAGCAUCCUAUCGAGGACCUCUACGAGACGAUCGGCUGGCCUCUGAACAAGAAAUACGGACAUGCUGUAGAUGCUUUCAAGCUCUCAAUAACCAAUCCCGAUGUCUGGCUAGAGGUCUCAUUUCCAAACGAUGUAGUCGCCGAAGAACUCAAGUCCUAUAUCGGAAAGCGUCUCACACCUCAACCUACAAAGGUUCGCGCAGACGUCGAAGUUACCUGCUUUGGUUACGAAGGAAUCGAUGCCGUCAAGACUGCACUUCGAACAGCUGAAUCUAGAAAUACCCCAGACAACCAGGUCAAAGUCAAGCUCGUCUCACCUCCAUUAUACGUCCUUACUAGCACAUGUCUGGAGAAGGCGGUUGGAAUUGCGACAUUAGAAGCAUCCAUUAUUGACAUUCGGAAAAACAUCGAGGCGGCAGGAGGUUCUUGCAUUGUGAAGAUGGAGCCAAAGGCUGUCACCGAGAACGACGAUGCUGAGUUGCAAGCAUUGAUGGAGAAGCGCGAGAGGGAGAACGCGGAAGUGAGCGGUGAUGAGAGCGAGUCUGCAUCUGAUGAGAAUGCUGUAGAGACGAUGUAA